This is a messenger RNA of Nymphaea colorata (pocket water lily), 1455 nucleotides long. RefSeq names its product ADP-glucose phosphorylase. Lineage: Eukaryota; Viridiplantae; Streptophyta; Magnoliopsida; Nymphaeales; Nymphaeaceae. Bases 227 to 1234 code for a protein of 335 amino acids. Gene Ontology annotation, biological process: beta-D-galactose catabolic process via UDP-galactose, Leloir pathway. The record is from RefSeq and is a predicted model, not a curated record. Gene Ontology annotation, molecular function: UDP-glucose:hexose-1-phosphate uridylyltransferase activity; zinc ion binding. The transcript has 3 exons.
AAGAUUAUUGAUCGUAUUUUUCUCCAAAAGCCUAUGGUUCACAUAGAUGCUUUAUUUGGAUCUUCAUUCGGCUUAAUUGUUCUUAAAAAGGUCCGGAUCCGAUCCGCUUCACGGCCAGAGAACCCGCGACUCUGUCCCCCUCCAUGGGCAAAGAGGGCGAGAGAGAGCAUCAUCUCCAAAGAGAAGAAGCCAGAAGAAGAGAGAGAGGAUAGCUUCUUCGAGGACGAUGCAAGAGAUCCGAAGAGACGUCGUGUUCAACCGAUCGAUCAUCUUCUCUCCCGCGCGGGCGAAGAGGCCGUCCGACUUCAAGGCCCACCAGAAGCCGGGCGAGUCGGCCGGCAACCCUGCCCGGACAUCCUGCGCCUUCUGCAAGCACCACGAGCACGAAUGCGCCCCAGAGAUCGUCAGAGUUCCGCCCGACACCAUCGAUUGGAAGAUCCGCGUCAUCGAGAACCUCUACCCCGCCCUCAAUAGGACGCUAGACAUCCCGAACCCUAAUAAUAAUGGUGGCGGCUGCGAACUCGUUCUUCCGGGGUUCGGAUUCCACGACGUCGUCAUCGAGACGCCGGACCACAGCGUGAACCUGUCGGACCUGUCGGCGAAGGAGAUCGGCGACGUGCUUCUUGCUUACAAGGAUCGGAUCGGGCAGCUGGCGAAGAUCGAAUCCGUCAAGUACGUUCAGGUUUUCAAAAAUCAUGGGGCAUCAGCUGGUGCAUCAAUGAGCCAUUCCCACAGUCAGCUCAUGGGUGUUCCCUUUGUUCCAGCAACUGUCUCUGCUCGGCUUGACAGUGCGAAGGAGAACUUUUGCAGGACAGGGAAGUGCCUUCUGUGUGAAAUCAAGACCGAGGAGCUUCUGGUUGGAGAAUCGACCCACUUCUUCGCCUUGGUUCCUUUUGCAGCUUCGUUGCCGUUUGAGAUAUGGAUAAUUCCUCGGCUGCAUGCUUCUCAUUUCGAAGAAAUCGAUCAUGAGAAGGCUACUGAUCUCGGAAGUAUGCUGAAGCUCAUGCUGCUCAAGCUUUCUAAGCAACUGAACGACCCACCAUUCAAUUACAUGAUUCACACCUCUCCCUUUCAGAUGAGCGCCGACAGUUUGCCUUAUGCUCACUGGUUCAUACAGAUUGUGCCACAGCUAAUUGGGACCGCUGGAUUCGAGAUGGCUACUGGGUGUUAUAUAAAUCCUGUAUUUCCUGAGGAUGCUGCCAAAGUUCUGAGGGAAGUCACCAUUCUCAUGUAACAUCUGUCUAUCCAUUUUUUCACAGGGAUAGCUGUUGAGGUAGAAUAAAACGUUCUUGUAGCCUUGAAGACUGGUGAGAGAUCCAUGAUACCUUUGGGCCCUUCGAUUAGUAUGGUUAGAGAAGCUCCCUUUCAUGAAUGAGUGCAGAAAUGAUUUGUUUUCAGAAGCUUUUCGUCAUCUCCUUAUUAAUCAAAACGACAGAAGGGAAUUGCUUAACAGAA